CUUGUUCAAACCGACUCGUGUAAAUAGUAUAAUUCGCUUGAAUGAGAAUCAAUUAAUUAGAAGUGCUUUAUAUAUAGGGAAAAGUUACACAUUUUUAGGUUAUAUUUUGGACGUCAUUCCUUUAUGUUCCCAGAAAACUCAAGAAGAUCAAAAUUUAAAUAGAAAAUAAUUUACGGCUGUUAAAUUAGUGCACUUCUUUAUGUAGCUGUAUUCGCUUAUGCCUUUGAAUACAUAUUGUAGUUUCAAGAAAGAGAAGAAAAUAGGUUAGGUUGUGGCGAUUGUGUUUAUGUGGAAUUAGAUUUGUAUACGUGUCUUCUCUACAACGUAUAGUUCCAGUAGUUGAAAUGGCACCACCAAAAGUGAAUGUAAAAGAACGAUUCAACGAUGGUGAAGUGGAUCUUAGUAUGUCUGAGUUAAAUGAAGUUCCAAUUAAGGAUAUAUUGAGUUUAAAACGAGUGCACAGCUUGGAUUUAUCUAACAAUACUUUAACAUUUUUACCCAAAAAUUUUACAUUAUUAACACACCUCACCAAAUUGGACUUGAGCAAAAACGAACUUACAGAAUUACCUGAAGAUUUUGGAAAUUUGGUAAAACUAAAACAUCUAGAUUUAUACAAGAACCAACUGCAACACCUACCUUUAAGUUUUAGUAAAUUGAAAAAUUUAAAGUGGCUUGAUUUGAAAGAUAAUCCUCUAGUUCCAGCUGUCGCUAAAGUAGCAGGUCUAUGUAUUAACACUAAAGAGUGCCAAGCUUGUGCUAAAAAUAUUGUGGAUUUUUUCACCAAAUUGGAAAAUCAAGUGUCUGCUGAACUCGAAAUGAGGAACAAGGAUAGACAAAAACAAUUAGAAUUCAACCAAAAAAAGAAACAAGAAGAGAAAAACAUGAAGAAGAAAGAAAAACAAAAGGAAAAGAAGAUUUUAAAUGGAAAUACUAUGGAACCAAAAAAAUCAAAUAAAAAUCGUAAAAACAAUAAAGAAAAAGUGAAAAACAAUAAUUCAAUGAAAACUGCUUCUUAUUCAUUGUUUUCAACUAUUAUCCAAUGGAUUUUCUUUAUGGCAGCACUUUAUAUAGGGUUUGUUAUUUUUAAAGCAUACAAUUCUAAAAAUUUAAUGGAUACUGCAAAAAAUAUUGUUAUUCAAGAUUUAAAUAAGCUGUAUGAUGAUGUACCUGUUUGGUGGACUUUAUCAAAACAAUACCUUGAAAAUUUGUACAAAAAUCUAACUGACAAACAAUAGUUCUACAUAAAUAAUCAUUUGUUUUCUUCAACCUUUCAUUUUUUUUAAGCUUGUGAGUUGAUAUUUUAUUUGAAAUUUGUUUUAUUUUCUUAAAGCUUUGCUCCUCACUAGGAGCAUUAUCAAAAAAAUUGAUCUUAAACUGCACAAUACAAUAUUCAAAAUUUAGUAAAACUUUUUAUACCUUAAAAAAAAGAAUUUUAACACAUUUUUUAUGUAAUUUUAGUUACAGUUCUUUUGAUAAUGACCCUAAUGAGGAACGAAUUGUUAAGAUAUUAGAAUAAAAUUCAAAUAAAAUAACAAUCUAAGAUCUCAAGAAGUUUCAAUAAAAAAAAAAUAAAUAUACAUUGUAUAUAUUAAUUGAAUCGAAGUUUUAUAACUACUUGUAAAUAAUUAUUACGAUGCGUAAAUGUUAAUAUCAACUAAAGGAAUGUAGAAAACAAUAAGAAAAUUUUGUAUUUUUUGAAAUAAAAGAUUUUCUAAUUC
Messenger RNA from Diorhabda carinulata, 1718 nucleotides. RefSeq names its product leucine-rich repeat-containing protein 59. Gene Ontology annotation, molecular function: protein binding. NCBI's taxonomy places the organism in Eukaryota, Metazoa, Arthropoda, Insecta, Coleoptera, Chrysomelidae. The transcript has 2 exons. The record is from RefSeq and is a predicted model, not a curated record. Bases 345 to 1235 code for a protein of 296 amino acids.